AGACUUUUCUAGUUCACUGGAAGUUGGUCUUUGUUUAGGAUCAGCAUCUCAACACUUAGCAAUUAAAUCCUUUAACAGUCGUGGUGCUCUAAAUUUGGCCGCAAGCCUUGUAAACUUAGAUUUUGGGUAUGAG
Molecule: messenger RNA, 133 nt
Organism: Scutellospora calospora
Lineage: Eukaryota; Fungi; Glomeromycota; Glomeromycetes; Diversisporales; Gigasporaceae
Source: the annotation of a GenBank genome assembly